This is a messenger RNA of Scedosporium apiospermum, 2679 nucleotides long. RefSeq lists its product as uncharacterized. The transcript has 6 exons. Lineage: Eukaryota; Fungi; Ascomycota; Sordariomycetes; Microascales; Microascaceae. Gene Ontology annotation, cellular component: membrane. Gene Ontology annotation, molecular function: transporter activity; ATP hydrolysis activity; metal ion binding. The record is from RefSeq and is a predicted model, not a curated record. The coding region runs from base 1 to 2679 and encodes 892 amino acids.
AUGGGCUCCGGUUGCUGUUCCAAAGACAAGGAUGGCUCUCGAGCUCUGGAGGGCAUGAGAGACAGCAACGCCGUCCUUGGAGAAUCUCCAGUCGGCGGUGAAAACUGCGUUCUUGCCGUUGCUGCCUUCGAAUGUGAGAAGGACUGCGAUGAUGACUCCGCUCACAAUGAGGCGGUCGGUCAUAAGCAUGCCCAUGGCAAUGAUGGCAAGCAUCCUACAUCUGCCUGUUCCGAUCAUAUGAACAAGGCCUUUGAGAAAUAUGCUGCCUACCUCGAGAAUGCUCGCUGCAUCUGCCGAAGCAUCCUAGACCGUGGCUUCAGUUCCACCUGCUGUGCCAGCCAUAAGAAGGAAACUGUUCCGAACUCUGGUCCCAGUACCUCUGCUGACAAAGAGGGACAUGGCCUGUCUAGUGCCCAUGGGCUGCGUACCCGACGGCACCACCACCAUCCCAAGUCAAGCGGCGUGAAGUACCGUGGCGCCCAUCUCCACGGUAUUGAAGCUCAUAACCAGGACUGCAUCUCGGCCGCCCAUGGCCAUGAUGACCACGGAGACCACAGCGACCACGGUAGCCAUGAUGACCAUCCUCACUGCUCUGGAAACGGAAUGACGUGCUCUGGCUGCGCUAACAAGGUCGAGCGCGCCCUGAAAGGUUCUCAAGGUGUGUCUCAAGGUGUGUCACACGUUCGCGUCAACUUUGUCAUGGGAAAUGCCUAUUUUGCUGUCGACCCUCGAAUCGGCAACGUCAACCAAAUCAUCCGAGAUGUCGAGAAGAGCACGGGAUUCGGCUGCGUUAAAAAGGCUGCCGGCGGCCAGACCAUCGAUGUUCUUUCCUCUGGUGCGUCGGCCAAGGCUCUUGCCAAUAUGGACAUAGCUGGAGUUACACAAAUUACUAUCACCAACAAGAAGAUGGUCCAAAUCGCCUACGACCCAAACACUAAGGCCAUUAUCUCUCUCGUCUUCGCCACCCUCGUGCAGCUCAUUGCCGUCCCUGUCUUCUAUCGCCCGGCAAUAAUGAUUCUAGUUCGCGAGCGGACCCUAGAGAUGGAUAUGCUCGUCACCAUCAGCAUCACCGCCGCUUACGCCUAUUCCCUCGUCGCAUUUGGGUUUCGCAUGGCUGAUAAACCCCUUGAAACGGCUGAAUUCUUCGAGACAAGCACGUUGCUCAUCACGCUCGUCCUGCUCGGUCGCUUGAUAUCUGCCGUGGCUCGCAUUCGGGCCGUUGCCGCCGUCUCUCUGCGAUCUUUGCAAGCUACUACUGCGACCAUUAUCGAGGAUGGCGUAGAAAGGGAGAUUGACACCCGCCUUCUCCAGUUUGGAGAUCGGUUCACGGUGCAGCCUCACUCCCGUAUUCCGACCGACGGCCGCAUCACCAAAGGCGCAAGCGAAGUGGAUGAAUCCAUGCUCACAGGCGAAAGUGUUCCCGUGUCCAAGAAGCCCGGAGAUGUAAUCAUUGCUGGCACAAUCAACGGUUCUCCCCCCCUCCAGGCACAGGUCACUCGUCUCCCCGGCAAGAACACUGUAACCGACAUCGCUCAGCUCGUGGAAGAAGCGGCCGACUCUAAGCCUAAGAUUCGAGACUUAGCCGAUAGGGUAGCCGGAUGGUUUGUCCCUGCCGUGGCGGUCAUCGCCGUCAUAGUCACAGUAAUAUGGAUCGUUAUUGGCCUCAAGGGUACGAAGCAGCCAGCGUUCAAGGCCGUGCCGGACGCUGUCACGUACGCUAUCGCCGUGCUUGCCGUAUCUUGUCCAUGCGCCCUCGGUCUUGCCGUUCCGAUGGUCCUUGUCGUGGCAGGUGGCAUCGCCGCCCGCGGUGGUGUCGUGAUUAAGUCUGCCGAGUGUACUGCCACAGCUCGCAAGGUCACGGAUAUCGUAUUUGACAAAACGGGAACUUUGACAGAUAUUAAGCCCGCCCCCUUGAGCAACGUCCACUCCGUUCCUGGUGCCGGUGUUGAAGCAACGGACUCUGGUGGCGCGGUUUUCCGAGCAGGAAACCCGCAGUGGACCAAUAGUGAAUCUAACCCUACCGUGUCUGCUCAGCUAUCGGCAGGCAUGACUCUCCUCCUGGUAACCAGCAACUCAAAUCCAGUGGCACUUUUUAGCCUUCGCACCUCUCUCCGCCCCGAAGCUGCCACCGUAGUGUCACCUCUCACGGCCCGUCGUAUCGCCGUACAUAUCGUUUCGGGUGACCAAACACAGGCCGUUAAUGCGAUAGCCUCUCUAGUCGGAGCCCCCCCGGAGAACGUCGCAGCGCAGCGCACCCCCGCCCAGAAGCGCGACUACGUAGCCUCCCUCAUGGCUCGUGGUAAGAACGUUCUUUUCUGCGGCGACGGCACAAACGACGCCGUCGCUGUCGCACAAGCCAACGUUGGCGUUCAGCUCAGCGGUGGCCAGGGUGAGGCCGUGUCCGCUAGUGACGUCACUCGCGGUGCCGCCGAUGUCGUCCUCCUCUCUGGACUCAACGGCAUCCCUUUCCUCCUUGACGUCAGCAAAGCUAGCUAUCACAGGAUUGUAUUCAACUUCGUCUGGUCCGCCGUGUACAAUGUCCUGGCUAUCCUUCUGGCAGCGGGGGCCUUUGUCAACAUCAGGAUCCCUCCAGCGUACGCCGGCCUGGGCGAGACUGUCAGCGUUCUGCCUGUCAUCUUCGCUGCAAUGACUAUGCUGGCUCUAAACUUUCGCUCCUAG